Messenger RNA from Anopheles coluzzii, 1668 nucleotides. It is a transcript of the gene Lint-O, whose product is annotated as scm-like with four MBT domains protein 1. Bases 344 to 1432 code for a protein of 362 amino acids. The record is from RefSeq and is a predicted model, not a curated record. The transcript is spliced from 3 exons. Lineage: Eukaryota; Metazoa; Arthropoda; Insecta; Diptera; Culicidae.
CCUUCUUGGCGCAGCUGUCAAAAUGGUAUCAUUUUGAAAUUGGUAUAUUCUUGGGAGCACAUCUACCAGCAGCAUAGAUUAAUAGUUUGCAGUGUAAUAUUGGAGCAUUAGGAUAUUGGCACAGUCGUCGGGCAGCAGAUCGUAAUCGUGACAAACGGAUGCAUCCGAUGCUUUCGCUGAAGUUGUUGUGAAAAGUGUUUUUGCUCCUGCACUGCACAUCAUACCGCAGUCUUGAGGUCAACGUGACGUGGGUGCACGUUGAAUCCGGUUCUCUGUAACAUUUAGGGUUGUGAUAAAUUUAAAACGAGUAAAAAGAGCGAAAACAUCCACCAGUAGCAAAACGAUGGGCAAAUCGUCGCAAGUUGCUGUGGAUCAUGAUAGCAGCAGUGAUCGCAUAACAGCUCGCGUUGGAUCGCGCACCAAGAAAGCGAAAGUAGUGUUCGAUCCUUCGGAUCAUCAUGUGCCGCGGAAGCGCAACCGUCGCGGCGAAAACGAUGUUGCUGCAACGGGAACACCCAAAUCGGAAUCAAACCGUACAGCAACGCCCUCAUCGCCUUCGCCCACCGAUGGUUCGAGCAAUCAUAAUCAGAUGCCAACCACAACACCACCAGCAACAGUAGCAGCAGCACCAGCAGCAACAGCAGCAGCGGCAGCGAUACCAGCCGCUGGGCAGCGUGGCACGGCAUCGACCUCGUCGUACCGUGCAUGUCAGAAAUGUGGACGAAGUGGUCCGGGCCGAAUGCCUCGCAAAACACCCACAACAGCCUGGACCUGUUCUGCGUGUCUUGUAAAUAAGACAGAAAGCAAAACGGUCAGCGCCACCACCACCACCAAACAGCAGGUGCAAGCGGAAAAGCGUACCAACAAACCACGCAGUGGCCGCGGAACUACGGAAGAAGAGGAAGAAGAUGAUGAUAUUCACGACGCGCAGGAAGAAGAGGACUUGGAUGAAGAAGACAAUAAGCAGCAGCAUGAUUUCGCCGGAUUCAGCGAGAUGGAACUCGGUGGCCAUGUGGGGAAUGUGAAUACUGCAUUGACAGAUGAAAGGCUGUCGGUUCCAAUUAAACACGAGCUUAGCACGGACAGUGACGACGGGCAGACGAGCGAGCUGCACAAACGCACUUCCGCAGGCCCAGCGACAAAAGGUGGCCAAAGCGAUGACGACGAAGAAGGUACCGAUGAGUCUAGGAAAGAAAUACGUUACUGGACCUGCGACGACGUUUGCCGCUUCUUUAGCAAACAUUGUAAGGCAUGGGGUGAUAUCUUUCAAGAACAGGAAAUCGAUGGCCCUUCGUUGCUUUUGAUGCGUAAAACCGAUGUACUGUCUCGGUUCGGUCUGAAACUCGGUCCGGCAAUGGAGCUGUAUCAACGGAUCGUAGCCCUGCAGAACGGAGACAGAGACAUAGUCGAUGUGCGGCUUACAUGGAUUUGAAGCAACGUUGUGGAUGUGCUGUCGCUCGCUGAUCAUCUACGUAUCGUGUAAAGCGUAUCAUCUGCUCUAGAAAUUAUAAUGUUUGGUACAGUUUGAGCGUAAAGUAGAGAUGUAUUGUUUAUCCAGCAAACAACGUAGAAUUGCAACUACGAGAUCCGUAGCCAGGCCUGUGCUCAUUUGUUUGGGAACUGCGUUUUGAUAAUAAGGAACAAUAAACACAAAAAGUAAUGAUCGAA